Molecule: messenger RNA, 6219 nt
Organism: Etheostoma spectabile (orangethroat darter)
Lineage: Eukaryota; Metazoa; Chordata; Actinopteri; Perciformes; Percidae
Gene: nisch
Product: nischarin
Cellular component (GO): cytoplasm
Molecular function (GO): phosphatidylinositol binding; protein binding
Source: RefSeq, a predicted model, not a curated record
GGAGAAAGCAGUCAGCUGCUUCGUUCAGCAUCACAACAAACAUGGCGUCAGGAGGCGGCUAACUGAGAAGAAAAGCUGGGGAUCCUCCAAAGCCGAUUUAAUUAAGAGUUGUAUUGCUUAAUAACAGAUAACAUUUGCUUCAGCUUGAUCUCAAGAUGGAGGCCACCCCGUAUCGAGAGGAGGUUUCGGAGAGGAAAGUGUGUGUUGUCGGGUCGGAGCUGGUGGAAAACUAUACUGUCUACAUCAUCGAGGUGUCGGAUGGAGAGCACAGAUGGACUGUGAAGCACCGCUACAGUGAUUUCCACGACCUCCACGAGAAGCUGACGGCGGAGAAGAAGGUGGACCGACGGCUGCUUCCUCCUAAGAAGAUGCUGGGGAAGAACUCAAAGAGUCUGGUGGAGCGGCGGCAGAAAGAGCUGGAGCUCUACCUGCAGACGUUGCUGCUGCAGUUCCCACAGGCCACCCCGACUCCGCUCGCAGUCUUCCUGCACUUCCACCUCUAUGAGAUCAACGGCAUCACAGCAGCUCUGGCUGAGGAGUUGUUCCAUAAAGGUGAGCAGUUGCUGCAGGCGGGCGAGGUGUUUUCUCUGCAGCCUUUGCAGCUCUACUCCGUCUCCCAGCAGCUGCGUCUGGCCAAACCAACCUGCUGUAACGGGGACGCCAAGACCGACCUGGGACACAUCCUGGACUUCACCUGCAGGCUGCGAUACCUGAAGAUGUCUGGUACCAGAGGCCCAGUAGGCACCAGCAACAUCCAGGAGAGCAGUCUCCCCUUUGACCUGUCUGUUUUCAAAUCACUGCUGCAGAUAGAGAUCAGUGAGUGCAGCUCCCAGCAGAUUGGAGGUCUCUCGUUUCUGAGGUCCAGUCUGGAAACUCUAAGUAUCCACUACUCCACAGAAACUAUGAUGUCAAUCCUUGUCCCAGAGGCGAGCGAGUUCUCACAGUGGGAGGCGGAGGGGGCCGAGUCAGGCUGUCCUGUGACCGCUGUGAUCCCUGUGUGGAGAAACCUGACCACUCUGGACAUGAGCCACAACGGCAUCAGCACCAUCGACAGCUCAGUGAAACUGAUCCCGAAGGUGGAGUUUCUGGAUCUGAGCCACAACCAGCUGUCCACAGUGGAAAACCUCCAGCACCUGUACAAUCUGGUCCAUGUGGAUCUGUCUUACAACCGUCUGCGGGUCCUGGAAGCUGCUCACACCCGUCUGGGCAACAUCAAAACCCUGAGCCUGGCUGGCAACCAGCUGGACCAACUGACCGGCCUCACAAAGCUCUACUCUCUGGUCAACCUGGACCUCAGCCACAACCAGCUGGCCCAGUUGGAGGAGAUCAGGAACAUCAGCCUUCUGCCCUGUCUGGAGAAACUUAACCUGUCCAACAACCCCAUGUGCAUCAUCCCAGACUACAGAACCAAAGUCCUGGCCCAGUUUGGAGACCGUGCAGCAGAGGUUUGUCUGGACGGGAACCUGACGACGGAGAAGGAGCUGGACACAGUGGAAGUGUUGAAAGCCAUUCAGAAAGCCAAAGAAGUCAAAGACAGGAUGAGCAGCGGCGACAAGAAGAUCAGUGAGGAGACCAGGCUGUCUGCUGCUGCACCUCCUCACCUCUCCUCUUCCUCUCCCCCCUCCUCUUCCUCCUGCUGCUCCUCUGCUGUCUCUCCUCCUGCUGUCACCUCCUCCUCCUCCUCCUUCUCCUCCUCCUCUACCUCCUCCUCCUGUCCGGUCCAGCAGGCUGUCUGCCCCAGCCAAGAUGUGACGAGCAGAGGAGACGCUGCCCUUCCCCCCAAUGUUCCCCCUGUGAACGCCGCACCUCCCCCCGCAAGCUUUAACGCCAACACACACCUCCUGUCUGCUGACCCCGCCCAGGUUCAACAAGCGUCUGCCGGUCUGUCUGAACACACACUCUGUGGAGCUCCUACAAGCACUUUUAUUACUACUACUACUACUACCACUACUACUACUACUACUACAAAUACAGUCUGUUGUGUCUGCUGCUCUUCUUCCUCCAGACCAGUUGGAACCACUUGCUUCUCCUGCAGCGCAGCCUGCAGUCCUCUACUCCCUUCUCACCUGCUCUCCCUCUCCUCCUUCAACAAAGACUUCAUUACCCAGCUCUCCCAGCUUCUCAGCACCACCCUGAAGGAGCAGAAGAGAAAGGAGGAGGUGGAGGAGGAGGAGGAAGAAGAGAAGGAGGAGGAGAGGGAGGAGGAGAGGUCUGAAUCCAGACAGAUUCAGACCCGUGUAGAGGGCACUGAGGUGGGAAGUCCCAGUCCAAGCUCCAGGGACGGAUAUUUCGAGAUGGGUCUGGAUGACUCCGUGGAGGAGACGGUCUGCUCCUCCUCCUCCUCCACGUCGCUGGCUGUUCCUCCGGCCGAGGGGCCCAGGGGCCCCCAGGCGGAGCUGUGUGAAGAGGAGGAGGACGAGGAGGUGCAGGUCAGCAGGGUUCUGUGGUGCUACUGUCUUCAGGUGAAGGAGGAGGUGGAGCAGAAGGAGGCGUGCCUGGUGCUGACGGACCGGCUGUUGGGCCUGCUACACCUAUCAGAUGAUAUCACAUGGACCAAUCAGGACGCAGACCAGGAGCAGAAGGCUCCUGUCGAGGAGGUGCUGUCAAGCCUGCAGGUGGACCUCCUGCUGCCGUACUCCCAGCUCCAGCUCUCCUCUCAAGCCGAGCUCCCUGACUCCUGCCUGGCCUUCGGUCUCCGAGCCGGUCCGACCCGCUGGUACAUCUUCUUCGAGGCAGAGGAGCUCCGGCAGAUCAGGAGCGAGCUGACGGUGCUGAUCCAGGCAGCGAAGUCUCAGACUGACCCGGAGCCCCCCAACACUCCUCAGCUCUUCCCCCGCUCACUCAUCAACUCCUGGGAGCUGGAGGAGAGUCAGGGAGCCCAGGGAGGCUAUCCAGCUUUCCUCCUCCCCUCCUCCUCCUCCUCCUCCUCCUACUCCUCCUCUGCCCCGGACACCCACCCGCUCCUGUCAGACAUCUUCUCCAAGAGGGAGGACCCCAGCCUCCUCUCUCUCCUCUUUCUCACCCACCGACACCUCUGGGUGCUGAAGAUGGAUUUCAGAGAGCUGGCAGAAAGAGAGAGGCGGCCGGCUGACCAUCAUCACUCCUCCUCCUCUUCCUCCUGCUGCAGGCUGGUCCGUGUGCCCCUCGGCUCCAUGAUGCUUCACCCCAGAGAGAGAGCUUCUCAGGUCGGGGACAGAACCUGCAGCUCCUCCUGUCCCGACCCUAAACACCACCACAGGAGGAGUCACACUGUGGAGCUGCUGCUGGGCGGUCAGAGGCUGCUGCUGCUCUUCCCUCUGGCCCAGAACAGGAGCUCCUUCCUGGGGGAGCUGAGCCAGCGGAGAGCCUCUCUGGAGGGGCUGAAGAUGAUCGCCCUGCCCCAGCCCUGCAGGCCCUGUCCACAGCAAGGCCGUCUCAGAUCCACAGACCAGUGCUGUUGUACCAGUACAAGGAAAGCACACAGCACCAGCAGCUGGGACACCUCCCGCCUCCAAGUGGAGGAACCAGCCGUCCCCCCCCUCACCCCAGGUCUCUCCCCAGGUGAAGCUUCUGCUGGGCUUGGAGAACAGCAGCUGCUGACCUUCCACAGCUAUAUAGCAGUGUCUGAGGUGGAGGAGGUGAGACAGGUCUUGUGGCUGUCUGUGGUUCUCUACAAGUCUCCAGAGUCUGAGCUCACCUGCUGUCUGCUGCUCUCCACUGACACAAUCUACUUCCUGUUGGAAGACUCCGCCUCCACACUCGGCCAUCACUCAGUGUUGGACAUAUUGGACUCUGGAGAUUCCGACGUCUGUCUGUGCUGCUGUCUGUCCAUUAGACUGUCUGAUCUGCUGUCUGUCAACGUGGGACUGUUCGACCAAUACUUCAGAGUCGUAGGUCGUUCAGCCGAUCACAUCGUGUGCUGUCUCAGCCGGGACAGUUAUGGGACGGGCGUCUUCCUUCAGGAGCUCAUGUCGGCUCUGAGUCUGCAGCAGCAGCUUCCUCCUCCAGAGCCAUCAGAUCAGGACUUCUACUCGCAGUUCACCAACACAAACACAGGUAAGAUGCAGAACUACGAGCUGGUCCACAGCAGCAGGGUGAAGUUUAUCUAUCCCAGUGAGGAGGAGAUGGGAGACCUGACCUUCAUCGUGGCAGAGAGGAAGACUCCGGCCAGCGCAGCGUCAACGCCCUCGCGCUCCUUCAACGUCCUGCUGUACCUGCUGGUCUUCCAGGUCCAGAUCCCCAGCAGCCUGCCCAGCCAGGGCUCCACUCUCUCAGGCCACUCCUCCUCUGGUUCUGGCUCCAGCCCGUCUCCUGUACUCCAGCCCAGGACGCUGAUCCUGACCAGCACUGACGUCUUCCUGUUGGACGAGGACUACGUCAGCUAUCCUCUGCCCGACUUCGCCAAAGAACCACCCUCCAGGGAGCGGUACCAGCUGCGAGAGGCUCGGAGGAUCCGGGACCUGGACCGGGUCCUGUUAGGGUACCAGACGUACCCUCAGGCUCUGACCCUUGUGUUCGAUGACCUGCCAGGUCCCGACCUGCUCUGCCACCUCACCAUGGACCACUUCGCCGCAGCAGGGGAGGAGGCCUCGCCCAGAGGGGGCGGAGCCAGCAGUGGCGCGGAGGGCGAGGUGCAGUGGUGCGUCUUUGUCCCCGGCGCGGACAGCAGAGAGAGGCUGAUCUCACUCCUCGCUCGCCAGUGGGAGGCGCUGUGCAGCCGGGAGCUUCCUGUGGAGCUCACCGGCUGAUUGGUGGACGCCGUACAGAUCGAUGAGUGUUCACCACCUCGUUGGUCGUUGGGAGCUGAUUGGCAGGUGGAGUCGCCGUUUGACCGUACACACACAGAUCCAGGGCUUGGCUAGCUGUUUAAAAGCCUCAAUAUGCUUUAAACAGUCGUUUGUACAAAGUAUUGUCUGACCCGGUCUGAAGGCAAAGCCUUUCCGAGCCUCUGCGAAUGGUCACACUGAAAGGCAGCCUGUCGCCAGGGAGACGCGCAGGAUGCAAUGAACUAAUCAAACUGGGAUAAUGAUUUACGUUUGGUCUCUACUUGAAGGCAGUCAUCAUGUUCGGUUGUUCACAUGAAAAGUGACAGAAACCUUGAUUGUGUGAAGAAUGCAGUUUAGACGGGGUCUACUGGUGACUGUUGGAUUCGGAGGUGGAUUCAGACGAUCCAACAAGCACUUAGUUUGAAACAUAAUGGAGCCUUGAGCUGUACUAUGGCUGGAAGGGAUGUGGCUUUGCUCAAACACCGUUUGGUGUCCGCUACAGAAAAAACGGAAUCAACAGAUACCAGACUGCCAUUACAGAUCUGUGACCUCACACAGGAUCUAAAUAGUGGGAGCUUCAGGCACAACUUGACAUUCUUGUAAAGUUUCUCACAUGGAGCAGAUUCACAGAGUUGUUAGAUGACCAGACAGACAGACAGACAGACAGACAGACAGACAGACAGACAGACAGACAGACAGACAGACAGACAGACAGACAGACAGGUGUUGCACAACAGGGGACGCUGCAGACCACAGGAGUUAAACUACAUUUGAAUCAACAUUACCUUAAAGGAACAGUUUGUCACUUCUGGUAAAUCCUCCUGUUAUCUGUCCCCUCCAGAGCCAGAUUAAAAUAUUUACAACAGUUUGAUCUCUGUGUGUCAAGGACAAAUAGAAAACCAGGACAUGCUAGCCUAGCUUAGCCUUAGCCUAACAACUCCAAAGCUGUCUGAUUUACAUGUUAUUUAUGUUAAGUUGCUCUUAAAACCAAAAAAACUAUUUUUUACAUUUACAGUCUGGCUCUGGGUUGAGACACCCCAACACCACACACACACACACACACACACACACACACACACACACACACACACACAGCUGCUCGGCACAAUCUGCUCUUUUAUUCCUUUGCACAUUGUAAGUGAUUAAGCAGUAUUAUUGGACUGUAUAUUGAAGCUUUUUAGUAAAAUAAAUUAAUAUAAUAAUGUUUUGGGACAGACAGAUGUUUUCCAUUCUGAAGCAGGUUUUGUACUAAACACAAAUAUCCUCACAUUUCCAAAAAUAGCUCUUAAAUGUCCUAUUUAGUAUCAUCAUUGAGUAUUAUUUUUUAUAUUUUUUUGUUUUAUUUUAUUGUUUUUUUUGUGCAUUAUUAUCGACAAAUGGGAAGCCAGCCAGAGUUGGACCCUGCCAAUGUUUACGUUCCAUGUUGUCUUGUUAAAGGGGAAUGCCACCGAAUUAAAGUGAAAAUGAAAACUCU